This is a messenger RNA of Ilex paraguariensis (yerba mate), 600 nucleotides long. The record is from the annotation of a GenBank genome assembly. Lineage: Eukaryota; Viridiplantae; Streptophyta; Magnoliopsida; Aquifoliales; Aquifoliaceae.
AUGGAUGCUAGGGCUUUGAUAGUGGAAGUAACGCUGGAGAGGGCUUCGAUAGUGGAAGUAACGCUGGAGAGGGCUUCGAUGAUGGUGGUGCUGGCGUUAUGGCGGGGGCAAGGAGGCAUUAUGGAAGAAGGUUUGCUUAAUAAGCUUCAAAGUUUUUCUCUUACAGAGGAGGAGGAUGUGGCUAUUGAUUUUAAUACUGAAGACAUUGCAGAAGGCUUGGAGGAGUGUGUUUUGAGUGUUUAUGUGAAGAUUUUGUCUGAGAAAUAUGUUAACACCGUAGCUCUAAAGAAUACAAUGUCGGGGGUUUGGGGGUGUAAAGAUUUGGGAGUUAUGAGGAUUUCAUCUAAUAUUUUCCAAUUUUUCUCGAAGGAGGAGAGGGAGAUUUACAAAAUCCUAUUUCAAGGCCCAUGGUGUUUUGAUAACUCUUUGAUUAUCAGUUACAGAUGGUUCAAAGGUAUUGGUGUUAAAUCAGUUCCUUUUGAUUUGGUCCAAUUUUGGGUUCAUGUUAAUGGUCUUCCUCGCGAAUGUAUUACCAAGGAUAUGGCAAUCAAAGUUGCUGAUAGUUUUAAGGAGUGGGAGGUCGUGGAAAUUCGUGAAUAG